Penaeus indicus is the source of this 1338-nucleotide messenger RNA. Its product is annotated as carbonyl reductase [NADPH] 1-like. Gene Ontology annotation, molecular function: carbonyl reductase (NADPH) activity. NCBI's taxonomy places the organism in Eukaryota, Metazoa, Arthropoda, Malacostraca, Decapoda, Penaeidae. The record is from RefSeq and is a predicted model, not a curated record. The coding region runs from base 132 to 992 and encodes 286 amino acids. The transcript has 7 exons.
GACUUGCACAGCUCGGCCAAGCCUCCUUAAACCGACAAUCGGCUGGAGGCUUCACAGUAGGUGCUGGUUCUGCGGUGAGCUACGACGCCCUCUUGAGCUCUCAAAGACUGGGUUAGAAAGGAGCAAAGAUCAUGGCUGGAAAAAGGAUUGCUGUGGUGACUGGGGGCAAUAAGGGAAUUGGAUAUGGGAUAAUGAAAGAGUUAUGUGCCAAGUUUGAUGGCAUUGUGUAUCUCACUGCCCGGGAUGAAGGAAGGGGCCUGGCUGCUGUUGACGAACUCAAGAAACUUGGCUUCGCUCCUCGUUUCCAUCAACUGGACAUUGACAAUGCUGAGAGUAUUUCAAAGUUUACAAAUUAUAUAAAGGACACAUAUGGAGGACUUGACGUUCUAGUUAAUAAUGCAGCCAUUGCCUACAAGAUGGCAGCCACAGAACCUUUUUGGGAGCAAGCUGAAAAUACCAUUAGAGUGAACUUCUUUGGUACUUUGGCACUGUGUCACAGUUUGUUCCCACUCCUUAGACCACAUGCUAGGGUGUCUACAGUAUCAAGUUCUGCAGGCCACCUUUCACGCAUUAAUGGAAAUGAACCACAGGCUUCUGCUCUUAGAGAGAAGUUUGCUUCACCAUCUCUUACAGAAGAGGAACUGUCUGACCUUAUGAACCAAUUUGUACAAAAAGCAAAAGAGGGAACAUGGAAGGAAGCUGGUUGGCCAAGCAGCACAUAUGUGGUGAGCAAAGUUGGCGUAUCAGCUCUCACACGCAUCCAACAGAGAGCCUUUGAUGCAGAUCCUCGAGAUGACCUUGUGGUGAACUGUGCUCACCCUGGAUAUGUUGACACAGACAUGACAUCUCACAAGGGACCACUGACCAUUGAGCAAGGAGCAGUGGCACCAUCCUACUUGGCUUUACUACCUCCAAACAUUAAAGAACCAAAGGGAGCAUAUCUUUGGUAUGAAAAGCAAGUUGUAGACUGGGUUAAGGGACCAAUGCCGUGAAUCUAAAAGGAACCUGCAUAUUACAAAGGCAUUAUAUGGGAUACUGAUUUAUUAUUGUGAUCACUUCUUUUUUGUGUUAUAUUUUACAAUGUUAUCAAAGAAAAUUUAAUUCUUAUAUUAAGUAUAGUAUGCUUUGAUUAUUACCUGGUAUCUGAAUAUGCUCUUAGUUUUAGAGGAAAUAUGUUAAUGUAUUCCAUAUAUGGUUUAGGAAUAGUGAAUGCUUAAUUGUCAACAAAAUUACUAAGCCUUUUUUUCAUUACUCUUUUUUUGUUGUCUUAAUCUUUAUUUGGAUUUGUGUUUUUGUAAAAUAUAAUGUCUUUAAAUAAUAAAGUGGGAUAUGAUUUAU